CAACUUCAUCUUAUAAAUCGCAUAUCCAACAACUUCUCUCUCUCACUCAUUAUAACCAGUUCUUUAGUGGAAUUAAUACCGAAAACAUGCUCUCAACACGCACAUUCCGCCCGGCCCUCUCAAUCGCCCGCCAAGGCGUCGCAUCUCAGCGCCUCUUCCACGCCAGCCGCGCUGCUCAAGCCAUUCACUUUGUCAAGACCGCCGAGGAGUACAAGCAAGUCAUCAAGGCGCAGGACAAGGUCAUUGUGGACUGCUUUGCAACCUGGUGCGGGCCAUGCAAGGCCAUUGCUCCCAUCCUGGAAAAAGCCUCUGAGGAAGCAGAGUUCAAGGACAAGGUCCACUUUGUCAAGUUUGACGUGGAUGAGCUGCCAGAGUUGAGCCAGGAGCUGGGCAUCCGCGCCAUGCCGACGUUUCUGUUCUACAAGGACGGACAAAAGGUUGACGAGCUGAUUGGCGCGAACCCGCCCAUGCUGCUGCAGAACUUGAAGAAGCUCAAUGUCUAGAGAUAUACAAUGCAUUGUAAAAAGAUUAAUGGAGGCAGUUUAAAUG
Trichoderma atroviride IMI 206040 is the source of this 549-nucleotide messenger RNA. RefSeq lists its product as uncharacterized. Gene Ontology annotation, cellular component: cytosol. NCBI's taxonomy places the organism in Eukaryota, Fungi, Ascomycota, Sordariomycetes, Hypocreales, Hypocreaceae. Gene Ontology annotation, molecular function: protein-disulfide reductase activity. The record is from RefSeq and is a predicted model, not a curated record.